AUGGCCGAGCCCGAAGCAGACAACCUGCGCAUCCAGCACACAAACCCCCAAGAUGUCGACCUCUCCGACGAGACCCAAGACUUCCGCUUCCUAAACCUCUUCAAAAAAGCAGACCCCGCCUCCCUCCCCCGCCGCGGCGAAAAGGACUUUGAACCCGACGGCACCACCCUGCAAGACACAAUCCUGCACGAGUCGCGCCUCGCCAUGCACGAAGCGCUCCUCGGCGAGCGCAAGCACUCCACAAAGGCGCACGUCGAGGCCACCUGGCGCCCCGCCAAAAGCCUCGCGCAGGUCAAGGUCGCCCGCGGCCCGCACUUCAAGACCGUCGGCCGCGCCGACAAGCACGGCGUGCUGUGGCUGCUGCCCGAGGAAACGAUAUACCUGGUUGAGCGCGGAAACCUCGAGUGCUGGUGGGAGGAGGGCAUCCCCAUGAGCCUGCAGGGCGCAUAUGCGAGCUGCCUGGACGGCUGCGGGGGGCUGGAGAGGUAUCAGGUGUAUGCGUACCUCAAGCGUGCGGGGUACAUUGUUCAGCGCGCUGCCACGUUUGAUGAGGAGCCGGAGGAGUCUGCAUCGGCGGCAGUGGUAGCGGUGCAGACGGUGCAGCCGCGGAAGGGUACAUCUGGCGGAGUGGGGCUGACGAGCAUUGUGUCGCUGGCAAAGACGUUCUUUUCGCCGGCGCUGCCGGCCCACGGCCCCAUCAUCGGCCCGGGGACGUAUCGGUCGUACGACGCAAUCUACACGCGCCUGUCACUGAUCCCGUCGCACCAUCCGCCGCGGAGGCCCACGCACCCCGUGUCGGCAGCGGCGGGGCGGGCGCCGUUCCGCGUGGCGUAUAAUGUGUGGAAGCCGCGGCCGAGCUUCAAGAAGAGCGAUCCGCCGGCGCCGGAUUUCCGUGUUGCGGUUGUGUCGGCGCGCGAGACGAGCCUGCCGACGCUGCGGGAGCUGGCGGCGCUGUUUGAUUCGGUGCCGGUGGAUGCGGAGACGGCGGCGAAGGCGCAGUUUAGCAGGCUGAAGGAUGGGUGGAGGAAUGUGGUCCUGGCGGUGGUGGAUAGUGGGGUCACGAGCUAUUUGAAGAUUGGGGAUGUGGGUUUUGCGGGCGAGGAGAUGUGGAAGUGGAAGCCGGGAGCGGGGCGUGGUGGGAAGAGGGGCGGAAGGGGUGGGAGAGGGGGCGCGAGGGGAGGUGCUCCUGGGAGAGGGAGGGGCAGAUAG
Messenger RNA from Morchella importuna, 1209 nucleotides. RefSeq lists its product as uncharacterized. The record is from RefSeq and is a predicted model, not a curated record. The coding region runs from base 1 to 1209 and encodes 402 amino acids. Gene Ontology annotation, cellular component: tRNA-intron endonuclease complex. Lineage: Eukaryota; Fungi; Ascomycota; Pezizomycetes; Pezizales; Morchellaceae. Gene Ontology annotation, biological process: tRNA-type intron splice site recognition and cleavage. The transcript is spliced from 2 exons.